AUGAGUUUGUCGACCAAGGUGAAGCCUGCGGUGGAUGAGAGUUUGUCGACCAAGGUGAAGCCUGCGGUGGAUGAGAGUUUGUCGACCAAGGUGAAGCCUGCGGUGGAUGAGAGUUUGUCGACCAAGGUGAAGCCUGCGGUGGAUGAGAGUUUGUCGACCAAGGUGAAGCCUGCGGUGGAUGAGAGUUUGUCGACCAAGGUGAAGCCUGCGGUGGAUGAGAGUUUGUCGACCAAGGUGAAGCCUGCGGUGGAUGAGAGUUUGUCGACCAAGGUGAAGCCUGUGGAAGAGGAGAGUUUGUCGCCAAUGGUGAAGCCUUUUGAAGAGGAGAGUUUGUCGCCAAUGGUGAAGCCUUUUGAAGAGCUGAGUUUUCUGAACGAGAUGAAGCCUUUGGCAUGCCAGAGAGUGUCGACCAAAAUGAGGCAAGUGGCAAACCAGAGUUCGUCGUCCAACAUGAGGCUGUUGGUAGACGAGAGUUGGAGGACACGGGAUCGCUCUCCCUGUGACCUCGAGAUGCAGUAUGAGGAGGUCGGGAGUCUGGUGGAGGAACAGAGACGGAAGACCUGGAUGGGGAGAGGCCCGUCGUGGCAAUAG
Messenger RNA from Homarus americanus (American lobster), 591 nucleotides. RefSeq names its product von Willebrand factor A domain-containing protein DDB_G0286969-like. Lineage: Eukaryota; Metazoa; Arthropoda; Malacostraca; Decapoda; Nephropidae. The record is from RefSeq and is a predicted model, not a curated record. The coding region runs from base 1 to 591 and encodes 196 amino acids. The transcript has a single exon.